AUGCACAAUCUUCACAUCUUUCGCAAUCAAACGUACAAGCUCGAUAAAAUACAGCCGCUGGAGAAUGGAACGCUGGUCACCUUCAUCAACAAUGGCCUCUUCGCAAUGGUGGAACAGCUCAACAACUUUGCCUGCUACGUCGAGUCUCGGCUGGUUACGCUCAAUCGACAGAUUGACACUUGCUACUCCAAUCUGGUCAUUCUAGAGAUGAAGCUCAAUAGUAUAAAUAUUCCUGAUGACAAGGUGACCACUAGUCAAGCACCACCGAAUGCUACAACCUCAAGUCAAGCAGAGGCAAGUGUCUCUGCCUCUCAAACUGAUACUUUCGUUACGAAACCCAGUUCAGUGAGUGAAACAGCAGCAAAUGAUCAGUUAAAAACAAAAGGCGACAUCGAAGGAGGCGAGACACCGACAAACGAAGAAGCAGACCACAUUGAAGCUGCUCAAGAAGAUCAUUCUGAAGAGCUUGAAAAGUACCGAAAAAUGCUCAAACUCGGCGUUCACGAGGGCGCUGUCAGACAGAAGAUGCUUCUCGAGGGCGUUGAUCCGGCAAGACUGAAACUUUGA
Messenger RNA from Rhagoletis zephyria (snowberry fruit fly), 567 nucleotides. The record is from RefSeq and is a predicted model, not a curated record. NCBI's taxonomy places the organism in Eukaryota, Metazoa, Arthropoda, Insecta, Diptera, Tephritidae.